ACAACCACCACGACAACAACAGCACAAGGCAUAAAAGGCGCUGUACAAUUUGUUAGUGUGUUUUGUUAUAUAAAAAGCUUGGAUUCUCCAUCUCAGAAGGGCAAGUUUUGGGAUUGUGGAAAGGAGUUUCUCUAUAUCUCUUAAUUCAAAACAAAUACACAUAUAAACAAUGUCCGGUGGUAAAGGUGGUAAAGCAGGAUCUGCUGAAAAGGCUUCUCAAUCUCGUUCUGCUAAGGCAGGUUUGACUUUCCCAGUUGGUAGAGUCCACCGUUUGCUCAGAAAGGGUAACUACGCUCAAAGAAUCGGCUCUGGUGCUCCAGUUUACUUGACUGCUGUCUUGGAGUACUUGGCUGCUGAAAUCUUGGAGUUGGCUGGUAACGCUGCUCGUGACAACAAGAAGACCCGUAUCAUCCCAAGACACUUGCAAUUGGCCAUCAGAAACGAUGAGGAAUUGAACAAGUUGUUGGGUCACGUCACCAUCGCUCAAGGUGGUGUCUUGCCAAACAUUCACCAAAACUUGUUGCCAAAGAAGUCCUCUAAGGCUAAGGCUUCCCAAGAGUUGUAAACAGUGGGUGUUUGACAUUUCUAUUACAAAGGGUUUUAUUCUGUUAUUUUGUACAUUA
Molecule: messenger RNA, 623 nt
Organism: Williopsis jadinii
Lineage: Eukaryota; Fungi; Ascomycota; Saccharomycetes; Phaffomycetales; Wickerhamomycetaceae
Gene: HTA2
Product: histone H2A
Exons: 1
Coding region: 170-565 (131 amino acids)
Cellular component (GO): nucleosome
Molecular function (GO): DNA binding; protein heterodimerization activity; structural constituent of chromatin
Source: RefSeq, a predicted model, not a curated record